UGGAGCUGCCUGAUUGGUCCGCGUAUCGCAAUAAAUGCUGUCGAAUGGAACUCCCUGAAGAAAGUAGAGAAAAAGUUUAUUUUUUUACUGUAUAACAAUGCAAAGAGGCGUAUACAUGAUGCUGUGUUAGCAUCACAGUAUGGUAGGCUGUGCUAAUGUGUUUGACAAACAUAGUAAAGCACUAGACCCAUGUUUACAUUUCAAACUGCAUGCUGCGUCCCUGUCCUCUCACCACCAGGGUAGUGCGGGGAGGAGGCACGUCCGCGUCCACAAACCGAGGGUCUUAUUAAAUAUGGCAACAAAAAAGAGAAUCGCAGCUGCAGCAUCGCUGCUGACGUUUUGGAGGAUUUCAGAAAUUCAGCGCAGAAGAGCAGCUGCGCGGAAGCGUCUAUAUUUGAGGGCAAUCAUGCUGUUGCUGCUUUCAAAACAGGAAAAGAUUAACAUGGCCCCCUCCAGCUUGCUAAACAGACAUGUCCCAGUGCUGAGGGUUUACUUUGAAGGAGUGAAUGACCUUAGCCCUCAUUUCAGGGUUUCUAGGAGAACCAUGCAGCGAAUUAUGUCAGUGUUGCGUGAGGAUAAAAACAACGGCUGGGGAUAUGACCUCGAGAUCCUCAUGUUCAUGUUUUGGUUGGCAAGGGCGGCAUCGUACAGGGUAGUGGCAGCAUCUUUUGGUGUGCCGCGGUCAACCGUGCACCGGAUAAUUCAAAAGGUGUUGAAGAAAGUGGUCAGAAUCACAGCUCGGGUUAUUAAACUCCCUGGUCCUGACGAGCUUGCAGUCAUCGGUGAAGGCUUUGCUGAACUUGCGCAGUCCAGGGAGUUUCAGCUGGCUGUCGGAUGUAUAGAUGGAUGCCAUGUGCGGAUUAAGGCACCUCCAACUAACGAAGCACCUUGCUAUUUUAACCAGAAGUCAUUUUACUCCAUUCAGCUGCAAGCCGUCUGCAACCACAAAGGAAUGUUUGUGGAUAUAUUUGUGGGAUAUCCUGGUUCUGUUCACGAUUCACGUAUUCUCCGCAGCAGCCCAAUAUACACAAAAUCACUGUACCCGCCACCGGGAUAUUUUCUGCUGGGUGACAGCGAGUAUCCCUGUUUACAGGAACCCAUAGGCAUUCUUACUCCCUACAAGGAACCUGUGCAGAACCCGGUUCAAGCACAAUACAAUGCUGAACAUUCAAGGGCUUGGUCCGUUAUAGAACGUGCAUUUGGAAUGAUGACGAGUCGAUGGCGUGGUAUUUUUUCUAAGACCUUGGAGGUCCAUUACAAGUGUGCUCCAAUGGUCAUUGCAGCGUGUACUGUUUUGCAUAACAUUUGUAUCGCUGAAGGAGACCUAAUUGAGGUUGACACUGAACAUGCUCUUCUUCAUCAACAAGAUCAGCAUUUGGGAGAAAAGGAUGACAUUGGAAGUAGGAUUGUUGCCCGUCUGUCUGCUUCAAUUGACAUCCCCCCUCCUAUAUCGGAGCAUGACUAUGUCUUCUAAGUUUUUAUAAUUGGAUUAUUCUGGGUUUUCAGUGAGCCAUUGCACAUAGAUCACAUUCUGUUUGACCUUUUUAUAUUAAAAAGAUGAGUUCUAACAUUUAUACAAAGAGAUUGUUUCAACAUUUUUAUAUCCUUUUCCCCCCAAUUAUUCUUUAGUGUUGGUGAAGUUUGUCUUCUAAAUUAAUUCAAACCUUACUAAAUAAAAUGAUACUUAGUUUUUGUUCUGACUGUCAUUCCAAUCUACUAAUAGUUAGGGACUAUUUAACAUUUCUGUGAGCUUACAAUCCUUUCUUUGGUGUCUAUAAUGUACACAUGCAGAUAAUAUUGAAAUUCACAAUGGUGUACACUACUGUAUGUAUGUCAAAUCCACCAAAAGAAGGGGAGUGGAGGUCACGUAAAUGUUGAAUAACCCUUAUUGUGAAGUGGUUGAACAAUAUUUGUUUGUAAUGCAAACUUAUCUUUUGUUUAAACAGUAUGUUUGUGAAUAUAAUGAUAAAUAAAGACAGUGUUGGUAUAUG
Messenger RNA from Acipenser ruthenus (sterlet), 1991 nucleotides. Its product is annotated as putative nuclease HARBI1. The transcript has 2 exons. Lineage: Eukaryota; Metazoa; Chordata; Actinopteri; Acipenseriformes; Acipenseridae. The record is from RefSeq and is a predicted model, not a curated record. The coding region runs from base 140 to 1474 and encodes 444 amino acids.